This is a messenger RNA of Equus quagga, 4592 nucleotides long. RefSeq names its product solute carrier family 4 member 1 (Diego blood group) (gene SLC4A1). Gene Ontology annotation, biological process: regulation of intracellular pH; bicarbonate transport; monoatomic anion transport. Gene Ontology annotation, cellular component: plasma membrane; basolateral plasma membrane. The record is from RefSeq and is a predicted model, not a curated record. NCBI's taxonomy places the organism in Eukaryota, Metazoa, Chordata, Mammalia, Perissodactyla, Equidae. The transcript has 20 exons. Gene Ontology annotation, molecular function: solute:inorganic anion antiporter activity; monoatomic anion transmembrane transporter activity; bicarbonate transmembrane transporter activity. The coding region runs from base 119 to 2923 and encodes 934 amino acids.
GCACCGGCGGCUGCAGGAGGCUGCCCAGGGAACCCGAGGCUGGUGAACAGGGACCCGCAGUGCGGGUUAUGCUGAGGGUUCGGAUCACCAGGGACAAAGGGACAAUCAGAACAGCGCCAUGGAGAAUUCCCAGGAGAAUCCUGAAGAGAUAGAAGUGAUUGUGGAGGAGGAUUAUGAAGGCCCAAGUAUCAUUACAUCCCCGCCGGAGGUGAUUAUGGAGGAGGAUUAUGAAGGCCCAGGUGUCUCUAUGUCUCAGCCGGAGGAGCCAGUAGCUCACCCCACCGAGCGGACAGCUGCAGACCACCACACCAUCACGCACCCAGGCACCGGUGAGGUCUACGUGGAGCUGCAGGAACUGGUGAUGGAUGGGAAGAACCGGGAGCUGCAGUGGAUGGAGGCAGCGCGCUGGGUGCGACUGGAGGAGAACCUGGGGGAGGACGGGGCCUGGGGCCGCCCUCACCUGUCUUACCUCAACUUCUGGAGCCUCCUGGACCUGCAGAGAGCCUUUGCCAAGGGUUCUGUCCUCCUGGACCUGUCAGAGACCUCCCUGGCCGGGGUGGCCGAGAACCUGCUGGACCGCUUUAUCUAUGAUGGGCUGAUUCGGCCUCAGUAUCAAGAAGAACUGCUCCGGGUCCUGUUGCUCAAACACAGCCAUGCCAGAGACCUAAAGGAGCUAGACGGUGUGAAGCCCACGGUCCUGACACCUUCUGGGGGCACUUUACAGCCUCUGCUUCCCGAACACCCUUCGCUGGAGACACAGCUCUUCUGUGCACAGGGAGAGGGGGACACAGAAGAGAGCUCGCCAUCUGGAAUUCUAGAAAAGAUAUCCCCGGAUUCAGAGGCCGCCCUGGUGUUAGUGGGCCGCAUCUCCUUCCUGGAGAAGCCGGUGCUGGGCUUUGUGCGGCUGCGGGAAGCUGUGGAGCUGGAGGCCACCGUGGAGCCCUCCGUGCCUGUGCGCUUCCUCCUUGUGUUGCUGGGACCCGAGGCGCCCCACUCCGACUACACUCAGCUCGGUCGGGCUGCUGCCACCCUCAUGUCGGAGAGAGUGUUCCUCAAUGAGGCAAACACGGCCCAGAGCAAGGAGGAGCUGGUGCGCUCCCUCGAGGGCUUCCUGGACUGCAGCCUGGUGCUGCCUCCCUUGGAUGCCCCCUCAGAGCAGGCGCUGCUGAGUCUGGUGCCUGUGCAGAGGGAGCUGCUGCGGAGACGCUACCUGCCCAGUCCUGCGAAGCCGGACCCCAGCUUCUACAAGAGCCUAGAUUUGGGUAGGGGUCCAGGGGUCCCUAGUGGCCCAGAGGACCCUCUGCAGCGGACAGGCUAUCUCUUCGGGGGCCUGGUGCAUGACAUCAAGCGCCGCUACCCCCACUACUUGAGUGACAUCACAGACGCGCUCAGCCCCUCCGUCCUGGCUGUCGUCUUCUUCAUCUACUUUGCCGCCCUGUCACCUGCUAUCACCUUUGGCGGCCUCCUGGGAGAAAAGACAUACAACCAGAUAGGAGUGUCAGAGCUGCUCUUGUCCACUGCACUGCAGGGCAUCAUCUUCUGCCUGCUGGGGGCUCAGCCCCUGCUUGUGAUUGGCUUCUCAGGACCCCUGCUCGUAUUUGAGGAAGCCUUCUUCUCGUUCUGCAACAGGCAAGGCCUGGAGUACAUCGUGGGCCGUGUGUGGAUCGGCUUCUGGCUCAUCCUGCUGGUGGUGCUCGUGGUGGCCUUUGAGGGCAGUGUCCUGGUCCGCUUCAUCUCCCGCUACACCCAGGAGAUCUUCUCCUUCCUCAUCUCCCUCAUCUUCAUCUAUGAGACCUUCAGCAAGCUGGUCAAGAUCUUCCAGGAGCACCCACUACAGAGGAAUUAUGACCAGAAUGUGAUCACAGAGCCCAAACCUCAGGCCCCCAUGCCUAACACAGCCCUCCUCUCCCUUGUUCUCAUGGCCGGCACCUUCUCCAUUGCCAUGAUGCUGCGCAAGUUCAAGAACAGCACCUACCUCCCCGGCAAGCUGCGACGGAUAAUCGGGGACUUUGGGAUUCCUAUUUCUGCCCUGAUCAUGAUCAUGGUGGAUUUCCUCAUCCAGGAUACCUACACCCAGAAACUCAAUGUGCCUGAAGGUUUCUCGGUGUCCAACACCUCGUUCCGGGGCUGGCUCAUCCACCCACUGGGCUUGUAUACCCGUUUCCCGACGUGGAUGAUGUUUGCCUCGGUCCUGCCUGCCAUGCUGGUCUUCAUCCUCAUCUUCCUUGAGUCCCAGAUCACCACGUUGAUUAUCAGCAAACCAGAGCGCAGGAUGGUCAAGGGCUCCGGCUUCCACCUGGACCUGCUACUGAUUAUGGGCAUGGGCGGGCUGGCCCCCCUCUUUGGGAUGCCCUGGCUCAGUGCCACCACUGUGCGUACUAUCACCCACGCCAAUGCCCUCACCGAUGUGGCUAAGGCCAGCACCCCAGGGGCUGAAGCCCAGAUCCAGGUCAGGGAGCAGCGGAUCAGUGGGCUCCUGGUCGCUGUGCUUUUGGGCUUGUCCAUCCUCAUGGGACCCGUCCUGCGUCGCAUCCCCCUGGCUGUGCUGUUUGGCAUCUUCCUCUACAUGGGGGUCACAUCCCUCAGCGGCAUCCAGUUCUUUGACCGCAUCUUGCUUCUGUUCAAGCCGCAGCAGUACCACCCGGAUGUGCCCUACGUCACGCGGGUAAAGACCUGGCGCAUGCACUUGUUCACGAUCACCCAGAUCAUCUGUGUGGUGGUGCUGUGGGUGGUGAAGACCUUCCCGGACAGCUCACUGGCCCUGCCCUUCGUCCUCAUCCUCACAGUGCCCCUGCGCCACUUCCUGCUGCCAAUCAUCUUCAAGAAUCUGGAGCUCCAGUGUCUGGAUGCUGACGAUGCCAAGGCGAUCUUUGAUGAGGAGGAAGGUCAGGAUGAAUACGACGAGGCGACCAUGGCCGUGUAAGGGGAGGGCCUGGGCCUCAGAGCCUCCUCCACCGUUCCUCUUCCCCACUCUCCCGGGAAAAGCAGAAGUUCAUGGGCACCUCAUGCUCUGCAGGCUCCUCCUGGGACAGCAGUUGAGGCCCUGGGGCUGUGUGUAAGGGAAGGAAGGGGUGUCUGGGAAACUUUCCACUAAGGGUAGAUCAGCUUUACUGCCUGGAAAUGGCCAGUGGAGCCCAUACUGGGGAUGCGAUGUACAGUCUCUCCUGCUGCCACACUGCCAUAUGGGGACUCUGGCUGAAAGACUCAGGUCUGAGCCCCACCUCCUCACAGCACAGACAGGGGCAGUCGCGAGAGCAGGAGUUGGUGGGUGGUUCAAGUUCCUGCCUGCUGUGUGACCUUGGGCAAGUCCCUCGACCUCUCCAGCCUCUGCUUCCUCUUCUGUAAAAUGGGUAUAUUGAUAAUAAUACCCACAUUACAGGAUGGUUACUGAGGGCCAAAGAUAAAUGUGAGAAAAAGGCUUUGUAAACUCUGACAGGACUAUUAUACCAGCCUGCCCAAGGUCACACAGCUCCUGAGCCAUAGCGCUGGUGUUUGAACCUGGGCUCCCGCCUCUGAGGCUAGAGCUCUGGGCUCUAUUUCAGUCGCCCACCUUCCCAUGCUCAGAGAUGCCCCUGCUGACUCCUCCCCUCCCCGUCUCUGCUCCCACCCCUGACCCAGGGCCCUCCUCUCUGGGGCAGAGGGAGGUGUCCUGGUAAGGAUAAGAUGCAGGUGAGGGUACAACUGGGGCUGGGACUCAGGGCUCCUAAGUGCUUGCUCCCUCCCCUCAUGCUUUCAUUCAUUCACUCAUUCAUUCAUUGCACAAACAUUUGCUGAGAGCCCUGGACCCUGGGGAUGACAGAGGUGACUCACACAAGAUCUGGCCCUGGGGUGGGGGUGGGGGCCAGUGCACAGUCUGUUCUAGAUUUGGAUGGGAGGUGGGGGGAGGGUAGGAAGGUAGGGAGAAGAUGGAGUGGGGAGGGGAGGGAGGUUUGUAAUUUAUUGACUGUGUAUCUUCUCAGAGAUUUCAUUGUACUUUGGCUUCACACACGUAUCCACGUCCCCCAUUACAGACCCACUGUCCCCAACCCAACCCAAACCAUAUCUUGGGGAGAACCCAGAAUUUGACCAAUCGGGGUAUGAGACAGUGGACUUUGCAGAAUAUGGGUAAAAUCUAUGUUUUUAAAAAACAAAAAAAUAUAAAGAGUUGAAAGAACUGAAAGUGGUGAGAGAUGGCUGAAACGAAGAAUCAGGGGGUGACAGAAAAGAAAGGAGGCUGUGGGCUCCUGAUGGAAGGCUCUGGGGUGCAUCCCUGAAGGCUGACAGCUGCCUCCCACCACUUCACUGUUCUGUGCCUCAGUUUCCUCAUCUGUAAAAUGGGCAGGGUAAUGGUACCUACCUUGUAGGAUUGUCAUAAGGAUUAAAUGAGACAGAGCUUGUAAAGCGCUUGCUUAGCACAGAGCUUGGCCUCAGGCCUCAGAAGAAGAGCUCAAUAAACGUUAGCUGCUGAGAUUGUCGUUGUGAUUGGGAUGUCCCUGUCCCCUCCCUCCCUCUGCUCCUGGAACACUGCUAAGGAAAGUGGAAACAAAGUAGCCCACUCUGGCAGCACCCUUCUCCUCACCUUUCUCCUAGAUGCUUGGGAAUAGGUUUUGCCA